UCUUGCCCACAACCGCAGCUUUAGAUUCUCCCGAGUGGGGGAUGAAGGGGUACCACCCAGGCAGCAGUGUCCACCAGGCUUCCCUGGCUGCGAGGCUGCGAGGCCCCCCACAGAGGGCACUGUCCACCAGACCACACCACUGGCCCUGAUGUGAGUGUGGGAGCCUUGACCCAGGUGCCAUUAAGACUCAGACGGGGUCACACCAAGGACAGGUUUCGAGGCCAUGGCCCCUGGACUCUCUCAUCCUGAGUUCUCCCAUUGCUAGGAAUGUUUUUCUGGUAACAGUAGCUGAAUUGCGAUAGCCAAGCUCAUCUAUGUCUUUGGGAGAGAUUCAGACGUCUAGGCAGUUUGCCCGGCUUCACGUCGGAGAAUCUUCUAAGGAAAUCCAUGCAUCCCUCUUUGGGCUGUCUUUGCCAUCUAGCCUGUCUGGGACUGUGGAUUGUAGGUUGGUUAUCCUGUACUUCACUCCUAAUGUCCACUAAUGUGAAAGCAGCCCAUUCAUCUUCUAUAAUUUUUAUGCCAUAUCUAACUCAAAAUGCAAACAAAUAAAAUACCAAGAACUUAUAUCUUAAAAGAAGAGACACGUGCAAUGGGGGCUGCACAAAUAAUGUUUGGCCUAAUUCACAGUGCACUGGGGAUGCUCUGGGUCUUUUUGUACAAUCUAGAGGAAGAACAAUACAGUGUCGGUACUGUCGGUAUGACUGUUAUCAUCUUUUACAUGUUGGCGUCUGGAUCAUUUUUCGUCAACUCAGGGUCCAGCAGUGUAAUCCACGGUAAUGCUACAACAUGUCAGGUUGUGUUAGCAAUUGUAGCAAACAUCUUAAGUGGCUUCGUGUGUAUUAUUGGUAUAAUUAUAAUGGGCGUUGAGUUUCCAGCUUUUGAAUCAUUAGGAAAUAAAUACAUUUGGUCAAAUAUGGCUGGCAUGAUGCUUCUACAGAUCUCUGCUGUAUGUACCAUCUCAGAGAUGAUCCUUGCAAUCAUAGUGGCCCACUGGUUCAGAAGAGUGUUUGAUCAACAGAAACUCUGGGGUGAAGAUUCCACAUCUUCAAAAUCCAUAUUGGAAUCCCCAUCUCAACAUGAAAUGGAAAAAUUCUCUGGAAGCUCUGAGCCAACAUUAGUGGAAUAAGGAAUAACAUAUUAUAAUAAGUGAGAACACUGCGAUUUGGCUUUACAAGACACCUCACAGAAAAUGCACUCCAAUGAUGUCCUUGCCAGUUCUCACUUUUUCCUAGUUCCUUAAUAAAGGAUGCAAUUUGAUCAC
Molecule: messenger RNA, 1261 nt
Organism: Peromyscus leucopus (white-footed mouse)
Lineage: Eukaryota; Metazoa; Chordata; Mammalia; Rodentia; Cricetidae
Product: membrane-spanning 4-domains subfamily A member 12-like
Exons: 8
Coding region: 536-1126 (196 amino acids)
Cellular component (GO): membrane
Source: RefSeq, a predicted model, not a curated record